AUGCACACGUUUUCUAAACAGCUCGGCAUAUUCGUUUUUGUGCUUACGGUAAUCGUGAGUUAUGUACAGGCACAAGGAUAUUAUACAAUAGCAGCACCCGGCUCUAUACGGCCCAACUCUAAAUACACCACACAUGUGAGUGUAUCAGAUGUGCUGAUGAAUGCGAAAAUCAGAAUCACUCUAAAAGGACCACAAAAUUACAUAGAGUUUACAGAAAUCGAUGUGCCGUCGAACUCUGUGCGCAGUGUAACAUUUGAAUUGGCCAAUAUUGCAGCGGGCACAUACACUUUAGAAGCCAAGGGGUUGUCGGGAAUUCUCUUCGAAAAUGCAACGAAUUUGGAAUUUGUAGACAAUUUGCCGCGGGUAUACUUGCAAACUGAUAAGGCAAUGUAUAAACAUGGAGAGACGAUACAGUUCCGUGUAAUAUUCUUAGAUCAGUAUUUAUUACCGGCGAAGGUCAACCAACCCCUGUCUGUGCUAAUUAAGGAUUCUGAGAAUAAUCGCAUUCAGCGUUUUAGUGAUAUUGUACUCAAUACUGGCGUCUUCAAGGGAAAACUAAAAUUAGCUGAGUCUGUCGUCUCGGGUAUGUGGUCUAUGGAGGUUUUUCAAGGAGAUAUCAAGUUGGCAGAAAAAAUUUUUGAAGUUAAAGAAUAUGAGCUGCCCUUAUUUGAGGUGGAAUUGGAUGCACCCAGUCAUGUGUCUUUUAAUCAGGAAGCAUUUCUUGUAACAGUACGGGCGCACUACACUUUUGGCAAACCUAUAUCGGGAAACUGUCUAUUAAAGAUCAUCUCAAAGGGAGAGCGACCUCCCAUCGAACGAGAAUUGCCACUGAUUGAUGGAAAAAAAGAACUGUCUCUUCAACUAAGUGAAUUUGGCAAGAAAAUUCAGAGGAUCCAAAUAUAUGCCACCAUACAAGAUACUGUCACCUUAACCCAGCGUACAGUUUCGAAAACAGUUAGUAUUUUGGCCAAACGUUAUUUAAUCGACACACCGUCAAUGGCGCACGAAUGUGAUGGGCCAAGCGACACAUUCACCUAUCGUGCGCGCCUUACACACCUCAAUGCAACGCCGGUUGAUGUCGAUGAAGAAAUUUAUGUGAAACUCGAUGUGGACGUGAAUGAAGAAGAACCUUCGAAAAUUGUUAGUUAUGCCGAUGAAAAUGGUGAUGUUGAAGCGGAAAUUACGUGUUCAAACUACACUAAUGUCAAUAUAACAAUUGAAUAUAAUGGAGAAACAUCGUUGGGGGAAAUUAAGCUCUCUCAACGAAGUAACGGCAGUCAAGGUGGAGUCUACGUCAGAACGCAAAAUCCAACGGUGGGUAGCCCUAUGGAAAUACGUCUGGUGGCGCAUGAGUCAUUUUCUAGCUUUGUUUGUGUGAUUGUUGGACGUGGCAAUAUCGUUUAUAAUAAUGUCAUACAAGUGCCCAGUGGCGGCAGCACCCAAACGCACCAAUUCUCUAUUACACCAACAUAUGAAAUGAUGCCAAAAGCGCAUAUUUUUGCUUAUUUUUUCAAAAAUGGCAAAAUGUUCUACUACGAGACAACAUUUUCGGUAGAAAAACAAUUUGAAAAUAGUAUUUCCAUUGACACACCUGAUACCGUUAAACCUGGUAGUAUUAUUUCUAUAACUGUGGAUACCGAUCCUAACUCAUAUGUUGGCUUGCUUGGCAUGGAUAAGAGUGUUUUAUUGCUUAGGUCUG
This is a messenger RNA of Rhagoletis zephyria (snowberry fruit fly), 1699 nucleotides long. Its product is annotated as CD109 antigen-like. Lineage: Eukaryota; Metazoa; Arthropoda; Insecta; Diptera; Tephritidae. Gene Ontology annotation, molecular function: endopeptidase inhibitor activity. The record is from RefSeq and is a predicted model, not a curated record.